UUCGACUUUGCCACUCUCAAUGCGCCCAUCAUGAAGGACGUCAAAGCACUCUUGAAUCUCAAGAAUGGCGGCGACGAUGGAUUUGGGUUUGGAGAGGAGACCAUCGAAGAGCUCUGGGAAAAAGCUUUCGCCGAGGCGGGAGCCGAUCUCAAAUUCGACCCCAACGAGCAAAGGUUGCUGGCCGACUUUCAUACCGCAGGCAACCCGAUCGCCCAGACUGAGCUCAUUUUCCGCGAAUGGAGACAUCCUCAGGCUCGAACACCGGAAGGACAAGAUUGGGAGCAGAAGAUACGUGAAAAUGUGCAGCAGUGUCUCAGUUGGGCGCAGACAACCUGCACGUAUGCACAUGACCAUGCAAGCGGCACGUUUGCCGAACCAGUCAAGCUUCUAGCUGGAGGCAUAUCGUAUCUCCUCCAGGCUGCCCAGGAUGUCAGCGCGGACCUCAAUACCGUCCAGAGCACCUUUCAGACGAUCGCGUCGGCGAUGCAAGAAAUCAACGUCAUGGAGAAACAUCCUGUGGUCACCCCGACGGCCAAGGAAAGCUUGGUGAAGGUCUUCAUCGCCUUGCUCUAUUUCUGCUCCUACGUAGGGACCGACUUGCGAAAGCAAACGCGCUUGGUGCUUUGGCGGAAGAAGGUGCUCCGGCAACAGGUCGAUGUGACCUCGAAGCAAUGCGAUAGGGUCGAGCAGGCGAUCAAAAAGUUCCACGAUGCUAUUCGGACCGAGUCGUUUAACGAUACCAAAGAGAUCAAAGAAGGCAUUCACUGGCUGAUCAAAAAUACCAACACCAAGAUGCAACAGACUGUUUUGUUGGGGAACAUGUACAACAUGUCUGAAAAAGGAAAUGUGUUGGAUAAACUGGCCAAAACUCUUCAAGGCAAACUCCACCUCAACCUCACCGUUAUGUCUCAGAUGGCCACCAGAAUGGACACCAUCAUGCCGCAGCUGAUUGAAGGGAGUUUGCGGUGGUUCCGAGAGAACGACACCUAUCAGAACUGGCUGUACCGACAUGGCACGUGUCCUUUAUUGUAUCUCAGGGGCAAUGACGGCAUGGGCAAAACGUUUCUUACAGCACAUUGCUACAAGCUGAUACCUAUGAUGGCCGGGAGGGAUCAGACCCUUGUCCAGAAAGAAACGGUGCGGCAACAACUGAUCGUCACGUACUUCCUCUUCGAGCCGGGCAUGCAGUAUUCUCAGAGCUUUGCUGGGGUGGUGGCUUCUAUUCUUUUCCAGAUUGCGGCCCAAGACCCGAAGUGGUGUGACUCCAUUUCGACGAAGCCCGUCCUAAAGUCACACGACCCGAAGAAGGUCUGGAAUGAACUCGUGCUGAAACGGUUCGAGAAGCGAUCCCACUCGUCUGAGGAGCUCUACAUCCUUCUGGACGGCAUUUCGGAUAUGCAGCCCAAGGAGCGUGAGCCACUGCUGAAACUCUUGUAUGACACUCUCGAAGGGGGUAACCAUCGAGUGUGGAUUCUGUUGACAGGCUCCCGCGAACAGCGAGAGUUAUUCCCUGCUGAGAUGGUGGAAUCUCUGCCCCUCCCGGAAAUAAACAUACCGAAUGAUCAACGGCUUAUAGACAAUAUCAUCAAGGAGCGCAUGAAAAACUUCCCAAACCUUUCACGAAUCCGACCAAACUCGGAAGGUUAUCGGCUAAUCCACGAAUACCUCGUACAGACAUCGAACGGUAAUCCAUCCAUUUUAGAUCAGACCAUUGAGAUUCUCGAUCAGAACGGCACAAACAAAAAGUCCUUUCUCGAUUUUAUAACGGAGGUGGGUAAUGGUGAUGAGAGGUUGAUCCAGCAUGCCCUGCGGGAUUCCGACAAGGCAUUAAGCAAGGCCGUGAAGAAGGUGCUUUUGUGGUGUGCAUUUGCGAAGCAGACGCUCACCGUCUCCAAUCUCGGCGACCUUCUUCGUCUCGACAAUGAUCUUCAAGUAAAGGCCGUCAGGCUUGACGAUGUCCUAUAUCGGUGUCGCAAUCUUCUCUAUAUUCGACCCAUGCUUCCGCCCAACCUGGGGCCCCCAAGCGUGAAUGCUGAGAUAUAUUGGUGUUCCCGCCCGGAUCACGAGACGGAGAACCCUAGAGACAAGUCUCGCAAACAGCCGCCCGCCAGUGAAUAUGAGUACGUCGAGUUCCGUCAAGCGAAGUUUAAGGAGUGCAUCAAAGAAGGCAGUUCCAGAAUAAAUUUGGACGUGAAUGCCAACAAGGUAGAUAUCUUUGUGACCCUCUGCGACAUUCUUUGUGGCCCUGGGGUAGAUUCUGCUGAAUCUUUGCACGAAUAUGCGACUUUCAACCUCCUCCGGCAUCUGAAGGAUAUCGAUUUUGUAACACAAGAAAAGAGGCCAACUGACACGGAAAUGAACGAGAGGAGCCUCAGAGACAAGAUGUCAUAUUCCAAGGAGCCGAAGCCUAGACAACCCCGCAGGAUCGACAACGAGCAGCUCAAGCGGGUCGGAGAAGCUCUAUGGCGGAUCCUGACAAAUGGAACAGGCGUCUCGUCCGUAUUCGAAAAGGUCCUGUCUCAGACAGCUGCCAGCGACAUCCAUUUUGACCUGUAUGACCUUUCACUCGGACAUACGGGCGCAGAGCGUGGGUGCUGCAGAGAGUUCACGACCAGCACCAAGGAACUCGUAAGGUCCUGGGCAGAGGAGCUAAUUGGAAGAGACCAAAGCGAAAACCUAUCCUUGCCAGCACACAUCUAUAGCUGGGCAGAUAACAUGAAGAGGAACCCCGAAGGCAUGCUGGAAGAUUUGGCCAAAGGCCAUCUUCAAAGCUGGGCUCAGAAGUCAACGGCCGAGGAAGCUAAGAUUCCAUACAAACUUGCCUACCGUGCAUGCUACACUACCGGUAAAUACAAACACUGGUCGCGAGACGAUGAUGCGAUCAACACGAGGGUCGCUGAAGAUAUGCUGGGCCAGUGCCGAGACUCCCGAACCCGGUUUGCCCAAGCGCGACUGGCGGCCGCACUCCUUCUGUACGAGUCGUCCAAUAAACAAGACCGCGAUUAUGCGCUGUUUCUGUACGACAAGAAUCGACAUUUGGAUGACUCCAUGUGCGCAGAGAAACUGUAUUCAUUGCUGGGUCUUGCGGAGCAUUAUGUCCCUAGGCACGGGAGCUUCGAUGCCCCUACAACGAACUGGAUGAAAGUCAAGGAAUAUGCUGAAGAGGCGCUCAAAUGCUGGAAGGACUCGGAUGCCGCCCUGCGGCCCAAUUUCAAUGCCGAGCGAUGUAAGAGCGUUUACAUGCUUCACGCCAAGGCCUGCAUGGCCUUAUGUGAUACGAAGCUCGCCCGCAAGACGUGCCAAGACGCGCUGAGCAACAAGUUCCUCCGGAACAGCCGAGCGCUAGGGUACUUUUUGACCGUCCUCGUGCAGAUCUACGCGGACCAAGAAGCUCAUUCGUCCAUUAUCCAAACCAUACAAGACCAACUGGAAAAUCAGCCGCCGUACUUCAUCCCCGCUUGGCUGAUGAACCGCUCUCGCCAGACAAAUAAGGAUGACCGGCUACGCAGAGCAGCGGUGGCUACUGGCAACGUGGAGCUUGUCAUUCAGAUUUACGACCGUGCAAUCUGCUACUGGGCGUCCAGAGGACUGUUCCAUGAGACCUGUGUCAUGCUCUCUGAGCUUGCUACCAUCUACCGACAAGACUGCCAUGCGAUCAGGAUGGCCGAGGAUAUUUUGAACAGAAUACUGGAUGUGAUGCUUAAGGACGACGCGCUGCAGGUUGACUCCAAGCUGCUCAGUAUCAUCAUCAUGGAGCGCUUUGACAUUUAUUACGACCGAUACAGCAAGGCUCGGAACAAAACUGCGAAAGAGCCACUGUGUCAGGCCGCCAAUGCUUUGAUUGCUGAUGUUCGGGUCGCCGAUGUCAUUGAAUCCUCCACCAAGGCCAGCGUUCUCAUCACUCUGGCAAAGAUGUGGAGAGGAAUCGGGUUCAAGUACAGAGCCUACGAACAUGCCGACCAGGCCUUCAAGCUUUGCAUUGCUGAUUUGGAGGACUGGGUUGAUGACAAUGAUAUGGCUGCUUUCCGCGCCUUGACCAAGGUGUUGCAUUUUGCCGGCCUUACCAAGGAUGCCGGGAUUGCUGCGUCGCUUAUCUUUGAUCGUGCCAAUGCCAAUGCUCUGCAAGUGAGCGAGGAGGAGUACCAGAACACACUGUCAUCUGCCAUUUUGGGUGGAGAUAUGCGAAGGCCCGUGUCUGUCGAUGGCUGGAUGGCGUUGAAGGUAGAUCCCGUGAACGAUGGGCAUCCCGGAGACCCGUCAAGCCCGCAAUCGCCCACGAGCAAUUUCUCAACGGACCGCACCAACGACGAAGCUCCAACAACGGCAGCGACGACUCCCUGCAACGGAUCCAUUCAGAGUAUCGAUGUCGACGAAGGCAACGGCAGCAUGUUGCAAUGCAUGGGACCCUGUCGCAAAGAGAAGCUGACGCAGUGGGAACUGGACUCUCCCCCAUGGUAUCUGUGUCUCGAUUGCCCCUCCACCGACUACUGCAGCGAGUGCUACAAUACUCGGGACGCACAUCGUCACUCUCAGGCCAAGGGACUCUGGUCGAAGGUAUGUUGGGGGAAGCACACUUUGAUCCAGCAACCGGUAUCGGGCUGGAAGGGGGUCAAAGAUGGAGUAAUCCGGGUGGGCAGUAGUAGUCGGGGGGUGAAAGAUUGGAUGAUGGAUAUGAAGGAGCGGUGGGCGGUGGAGAUGAAGAACAACACCAAGAAGAUCCGGUGAUGUCAGAUGGCCGACACCCAUGUUGACUGAUCACAUUCAUUCGAAUUUCCUUGUCGUAUACCCUUAAUCACUCGUUCUAAUUUCUUUACUUUAUACCAUUAAUGCCAAUUGUUCCUAGUCUUCC
Messenger RNA from Aspergillus ibericus CBS 121593, 4849 nucleotides. RefSeq lists its product as uncharacterized. Lineage: Eukaryota; Fungi; Ascomycota; Eurotiomycetes; Eurotiales; Aspergillaceae. The transcript has 7 exons. The record is from RefSeq and is a predicted model, not a curated record. Bases 31 to 4725 code for a protein of 1564 amino acids.